GCAGAUAAGGCUUUCGCCAUAUAAGCUAGUGCGCCAGGCCACAGGACAGCAGUCAAUCCAGAGACUUCGAGAAGAACACACUCACCAAACCAUACCAUACCAUACCACAACAUACAAUGGAGCACCAUCACAUCUAUCGCCACAAAAAGUUUGACAUGGCUCGAAAGAUCGAGAAGUGCGAUUUGCUCCUCAAGGAGGAGCUAAUCUCCCGGAGCGGCACACCCUGUACCAGUCGGAGUCCGUUCGAUGAGGCGAAUCAGUCCCUUAGUUUGGGAUACAGUGACCAGGAUGCUGACUUUCCUCCGCUGCCAAAGCGCCGUCGCUUGGGAUCCUCAUCCUCCAGCGUUUCCUACCACUCCGCCAGUCCCAUCAUAACCGAGGCCAUCCAGGACAUCUUCAAGUACCACGUCAACAUGGUGCGGAAAUUCCCCAAGAAGGAGCGCUCGCCGAAGGAUCAGGAGCGCCGCAACAAGAACACCAUUGCCUGCAGGAUGAGUCGGCGGAAGAAGAAGUUCGAUGACCUGCAGAUCGAACAGCAGUACAAGGAGUGCUCCGUGGAGCACCUCAAGAUCGCCGAGCAGAGUCUACGCGCCAAGGUCUAUCUGAAUCACCUCAAGCAGCUGGUCAAGCAGGAAGACCACCCGCUGGUCUCAGCCAGGAGAGCUCCGGAGGAGAAUACCAAGAGGAACUUUAGCAUCGACUACCUGAUCGGUGGCAUUAAGCAGGAGAAUGCGUAGACACGCCUACCUCCUUUGUGUUUUGUACUAUAUAGUUAAGUAUUACUGUAAUGCUGUUAUUAUAGUAGGUGGUUAAGCUUCUUCAAGAACUUUUAGUGCUAAGAAAUGUAGCAUAUAGCAUAAGGUUAAGCCUUUAAAGGUUAAGCAGGAACUUCUUAAUAAAUAAAAUAGCAAAUAAAUAUUUCUAAACUUUCUAUCAGUUUUUUUAAAAGCAAGUGUAUUGCCAAUGUUUUUUUUUUUUAAGAAAAACGCUAUUCAUUUCGUUUUGCAUUAUUUUUAAUCUUCCUUCAAAUAAUCGUAUAAAGGUUAAGUAAUAAUUAAUUACAGUCUUAAAGAGCAAUCAUUACACACAUAUAUAUCAAACGCUAAUUGACCACAUCCACCAGUGGCAAAGAUGAUGUGCUCAUCCAUCAAAGGAAAAAGAAUUGAUGUGAAAUGACUUUUUGUCUUCAAUCUGGGCUUUCUGCUAGAAUCAGGAAAA
Drosophila yakuba is the source of this 1218-nucleotide messenger RNA. RefSeq names its product protein Mabiki. NCBI's taxonomy places the organism in Eukaryota, Metazoa, Arthropoda, Insecta, Diptera, Drosophilidae. The record is from RefSeq and is a predicted model, not a curated record. The transcript has a single exon. The coding region runs from base 117 to 737 and encodes 206 amino acids.